Molecule: messenger RNA, 1828 nt
Organism: Ruditapes philippinarum (Manila clam)
Lineage: Eukaryota; Metazoa; Mollusca; Bivalvia; Venerida; Veneridae
Exons: 3
Coding region: 168-920 (250 amino acids)
Source: RefSeq, a predicted model, not a curated record
GAGUCUGAGUAGCGCAAAAGGCGUAUUAUCAUAUUUCUGUUUCUGUCGAAAGGCCGAUGUCGUUGUUUGAUAACUAUUGGUAUAGUUUGUGAAACAUUGUACGAAAAAGCGUGACUUGUGAUUGUUUAAACUUUUAUGUGUUUUAUGUGUAUUUAUCAUAAAAUACGAUGUUUGAUUUUGUUCACUUAAUUUAUUUCUUUUUAUCAUUACAAUACGCGAGCUUACACGGACAAGAUACAUUUGCAAUGUACGAAUUAUACUCACAAAAUGAGAUAAAUGGUAAUGAAAUACUAACGCUUCUUCAAAGUUCAGAACAAGUAUGCGUUUUCAAAUGCCACAAAACGUAUGGUUGUUUAUCUGUGAAUUAUCACAAAGGUAACAAGACGUGUGUUCUUACCGACUACUAUCCGCUCGACGGAACGAAGACGGGCAUUCCACAGGCCGGUUGGAAUAUUUAUUUUCGGAGAACCUUUGAUGUAGACAUUUUGAAAGACGCAGAAGCAUGGCAGUCGACAACGCUUGUUUGGAAUGGAGUCCCGUUAACUGCAGACAAAGCCAUUGAUGGAGACAUUAACAAUAAUGCAAAACAAAACGAUUGCGCUCACUUAACAGGCACAAAUUCUUACUGGGCAGUAGCUUUUGGUGCAUUUGGGCCUGUCAAGGAAGUGAAAAUCUACUUGAGGAGCGAUCAUACCGUGGCAAACCAUGCUACCUACACAGUGACGGUGUGUAACAGCCGUGACGAUGUCAUUAAUGGUAAAGGAACAUUGUGUGGCUCAUACUAUGGUCCGGAUUCUUACACACAUCCUUUCAUCUUAACAGUAACAUGUGAAAACACCGUCUUUGGUAGAUUCCUGAGAAUAAACAAGGAUACGGAAGCUUUUUGCUUAUGUGAAGUAUUUGUUUAUCCCCCAAAGUAAAGGAUUUGGUUUCAAAACAUUUCAAUUUGAAAGCAAAACAAUGCAUAAGGUAGUGAUCCUGACUGGGAGAAAUUAAAAGAAAACACAUUACAUGCGAGAAGAGAUUAAAUUGAAAUGAAAUCUUUAAACAAGAAUUAUCUAUCAUAAAAUUACUAUUAUUUGGAAUGGAAACCAUUUAUUUUCCUUGUUGUUUUAUCAUUUCUAUAGGGAGACUAUUGAUUAUGUUAGAAAACAUGUGUCUUCUCCCGUUUAUGGUUCGGUGGCUUCUGAUGCCCUGCUUGUGUGGCUGGGUUGACCCGGGGGCUACGUUCUGUGUACGUUGCCUUGCACUUGUUGAUCUUGGUUCUCAUAAUUUAAUAAGUGAUGUUUCGAAGAAAAGUGCCCCGCACGUCUAGCAUUGAUUUGGACAGAAUUUGACACCUUUUUACUUUAAUAAACUCCCCUUUCCUGUUUAUGCAUUCAACGUUGUUAUAUUUUCAUCCGGCGGUCAUUGUUUGUUGCCCUCCUUCAUCACCGUGCAUAUCCCAUAACGCUGGAAUGUGCAAUUAACGUAAAAGUAACGCCGAAUCUGUGCAACGCUAUCGCCAAAACGAAUAACACAGAAAGUAAACGAACCAAAAUAUUUUAUUCUAAAUCAAAUUUAAAGAAAUGAAUAAGCACAUACGGCUGCUUCGACAUUAUACUUAAACCAGCAUUACAAUUUUUGUUAGUAAUUAUUACUUUUUAGAUCAUUCGUGAGAAAGACAACCUGAUUACUGUUUUGAACGUGAUUUUUUUGUUGUAUUUUUUCAAAUGAAUAUGUACAUUUAAAACAUUUAAAACUUUAUUUUUUUCAUAUUCUGUAUACGUAAGACAUUUGUCAAACUAAAAGUUUUGUAUAACCAUAGAAAGAAGCUGGUAGAAUAGGA